Messenger RNA from Alligator sinensis (Chinese alligator), 2895 nucleotides. It is a transcript of the gene CABP1, whose product is annotated as calcium binding protein 1. The transcript has 9 exons. The record is from RefSeq and is a predicted model, not a curated record. Gene Ontology annotation, molecular function: calcium ion binding. Bases 851 to 1531 code for a protein of 226 amino acids. Lineage: Eukaryota; Metazoa; Chordata; Crocodylia; Alligatoridae.
ACUCCAGCCAAAGAACAUUGCCUACCCCUGCCCUAGACUUUCAUGACAGGGAUCUCUAGAAAAUAGGGGAGUAGCAUUGGCUAUUAUACAAGGUUAGUGAUAAAAGCCUGGUACAUAGAAUCAACAAAUCUGGCUUCUGUUUCAUUCUGUCCCAUUAAAUCAUUGAUGAGGGUCCCAUCCCUUCACUGAGCCUCCAUUUUUCUGUCUGUAAACAGGACAUUAGUUGCUGCAAGGGAAGGAGUAUCAUUAUUUAUUCCAGGCCCAGGCUGUCCCAUCAGCAGCAAUCCCUGUAGAGGACAGUGCUUGAAAAUGAUCUUUAUUCAGUGAUGUAGUUCCAGCUACCUCUGCUUAGCAAAUAUGUUCCUGCAGCACCUCUCUGCCAGAGUUCCUGCAUCAGAGAAGCUAAACCAUUUAAAGCCAUCCUCCAGUCAGUUCCAUCACCUGCCAGCUUUUCCUGAGGGGUAACUAAAAUGUCUGCAUCUUUAAAAAAGACUUGAAGUAAUCUUUCAACCCCUGCCUGUGUUGUGAACCUCAUACAACUAACUUGAGGAGACUUUCUUCAGGAGACAGAGGACUUUCAAGCAAUGUGUUCAUCCCAAAUGGGUUGAGCAGCAACAGCUGCUGUUAUCUUUGACUGAAAAUCUGUUCCUAUCAGAAAGUGAACAUAAAGUAAAAACAGAAAGAGAGAGAGAGGCAGAGAGAAAAAGCUCCCUGAAGAGGGAAGCCCCAGCAGCCAAUAGCUGUUUGGAUUUCACUGGCGCUGCCUUUCUUGCUUUGCUCCCAAGGAAUACCUUUAAUGGAAUCAAUUGCUUCGGUUUCUUUGUAACAAGUCCACCGGAAAGGCAGACUUAUGGGCAACUGUGUGAAGUCUCCACUGAGAAACCUCUCAAAAAAGAUCCGGCAUGAGGAGAAGACGUGCUAUAAAGCUGUCCAGACGAGCGAGGAGGGGCCGUCGGCCUGCGAGUACCAGGGUCCACUCAUGGUGCUAGCCCAGAACUGCGCCGUCAUGCACAACCUGCUGGGGCCCGCAUGCAUCUUCCUGAGGAAGGGCUUCGCAGAAAACAGGCAGCCUGACAGAGAACUGCGACCAGAAGAAAUUGAAGAACUACGAGAAGCCUUCAAGGAGUUUGAUAAAGACAAGGAUGGGUUUAUUAACUGCAGGGACCUGGGGAACUGCAUGCGCACCAUGGGCUACAUGCCUACUGAGAUGGAGCUCAUAGAGCUUUCCCAGCAGAUCAAUAUGAACCAGGGUGGCCAUGUGGAUUUUGAAGACUUUGUGGAGCUCAUGGGACCAAAGCUUCUGGCAGAAACUGCAGAUAUGAUUGGUGUGAAGGAACUACGUGAUGCCUUCAGAGAGUUUGACACCAACGGUGAUGGAGAGAUCAGCACUAGUGAGCUUCGGGAGGCCAUGAAAAAGCUGUUGGGGCAGCAGGUGGGCCAUCGGGAUAUUGAGGAGAUCAUCCGGGAUGUGGACCUGAAUGGAGAUGGGCAUGUUGAUUUUGAAGAGUUUGUUCGGAUGAUGUCCCGUUGAAGGUUAUUCUCAGCUGAAGAGGAACCAGCACCUUACAGAGGGCAGAAGAGGACCUAGGUGGAGCAUCUAGCCCCGAUGUUGCCACGCAAAGGUUAACAGGCUGGCUGCGUUUGAGACAGUGCGAGGCAACCCGCCUCUCCUCCCCUAAAGUGGUCCCCACGUCCUUCCGCCCUUUCACACUGUGAAAGACUCGCACCUCCUACAACUGGAACCCUUCCUCAGAGAUGACGACUGCCGGAAGCCGCAGAGCCAGGACUCGCCACGAUGCUGGGACGUUUGCAACUUUAGACACCUCCUCCCUUGCUUUUUAAUCACCUGCCAACUGCUGCAAAGCAAGCGAAAGAGAGACCCUAUCAGAUGGGUGGACGAGAGUUAAGCCCUCUGGGAUUGGUGAUGGCAGCAGGGUGCACUGUGCACCUCGGUUUCCCUUGGUGACCCACGUCUGUUUUUGCUGUCUGUGUGUGUCUAUCUGUCUGUGUGGAGUUAUUUAUGCCCCCGGUACAUUCUCCUGUCUCCUUUUGGUUAUAUUUACUAAGAGCAAAUACAAAUAUACAUUUGGGAAAAACAGAAAAGAGAUAAAUAUGCAAGCUGAAACUGUGUGAAGUCCUGAGGUUUCUGUGGGAGGCAGGGGGCAGGCUUGGGGUGGGAAAACAGCAGACAGAUCCACUCUGGGCCUAUGGUAUAGUCAGAGGGCGAGCUGGGGCUUGCAGGGGGCUGCUGUUUUGCCUGUGUGCCAGCCCCAUCCUCUAGCUCUGGCACAGAAAUAGGUGCUGAGCAUGCACCAGGUGGCAAGGAGUCACAGGCUGGGAUAUAAGGUCUCUUCAGGGGCACUAGUAUCUGGGACUGUGAGGGGAAGCUGUCUGAUUGGCACCUUGCCACACUGCCCUGCCCCCUGGUAUGAGGCAGCCAAUCAGGCAGUGCCCUCCUUCCCCAUCCCUCUGGCCUGGGGUUGCUGAGGGGAGGAGAGGGCAGGGGCAGGUGGCUGCCUCUUCCUCCCUGCCCUGUCUCUUGGGAGGGACAGGGAGGGCUACCCUAUGUCCCCUCCAUGCAGUACCCUGCCCAGGGAAGGGCAGAGGGUGACAGCCCCUGGAGCUGCCCCCUGCCAGUGCAGCGAACAAGGAGUCCCCAUCUGCCCCCCAGCCCACCAGGACUGGAGAAGAGGAUCCCGUGGCUGCAUUCUGGCCUGGAGGGCGGUGAAGAGCCAGGAACUGCAGUGCGGAGCAGAGUUGAGUUUGGGGCACUGCGGAACAGAGGGGCAGGAUUACAGGGCUAAGGAGACAGCGUCAGAGCAAAGCAGAGGGGGCUGGCUGAUAAGGGAGGUCCAUUGUUUUGAAGGGAGAGACAUAGGGAUGGUGACACCCUCC